Molecule: messenger RNA, 1371 nt
Organism: Maudiozyma barnettii
Lineage: Eukaryota; Fungi; Ascomycota; Saccharomycetes; Saccharomycetales; Saccharomycetaceae
Exons: 1
Coding region: 1-1371 (456 amino acids)
Source: RefSeq, a predicted model, not a curated record
AUGAACCACGCUACUCUGAAGAAAUGGAAUAGUUGUCCCGGGGAGUUGAAUAUACCACAGAAAGAUGUCUCGGGGAUGAAACGACUUCAUAUCUACGACUUCGACAACACUCUAUAUAAAUCCCCAAGUCCCAAUAGAAUCCUGUAUUCAAAUAGAGCAAUACGAAACCUCUUGACAAACGAUGUCAUGACUACUGGGGGCUGGUAUGAUCAGCCUUGUUUCUUGGAGGAAUCCUUCAAAAUGUGCGUGGCGGACACUCAGCAACUGUUUUGGAACGAACAAAUGCUCUCGUUGACAAGCUUAUCCUAUCGGGAUCCGGAAACGAUUUCGAUAGUGUUGACAGGAAGAAAACAAGAGCCGUUUUCUUCCUUGAUGGAGAAGAUGUUGACGGUGACAAGAAAGUUGGCUGUUGCUUCAGAAGAUAAUGAUUCACUUUACAACAAAUGGUCAAAGGAUUCGAAUUUUUUAAAAUUUAAUGCGGUAUGCUUAAAGAAACGUAUAAGUAGACAAGCAUCAAAUUUACCAACUUUCCAAUAUAAAAGUUCAUUGAUAGCUGACUUCAUUAGAAAUUAUCCGAAUUUAGAAGAAAUUACAGUAUAUGACGAUAGAUUACAACAUAUUAAACAAUUCAAAUCAUUUUUCCAUCAAAUGAGACCAAGACCACGAUUUCAAUGGUUUGUAAUACCGGUACCACAACUAAGCAUCAAUCUGGAUCCCGUGGCAGAAUAUUCGUUAGUACAUCGAGUAAUUCAAGAAUGUAACGAAAGAAGAUCCACUAACCAACAACUUUUGGAAAUUAAAUGGACUCCUAAAUGUACAGGGUUUUUCUUAACCAUGGAAUCACAACGGAUAAUCUUGAAACAGGCCUUUCGACUCACAAAAUUAAGUAACUUCAAAAAAAUCAACAAUAUUUCAGAAUAUCCAAUGUAUGUUCCAAUUUGUGAACCAGGUCAAUCCAUAUCACUAAAUACAAUUGCACAAAUGUAUGUCAAUCAUGAGAAUGCCGCGACAUCUUUGGAAUUCUUAAACAAAUUUUAUAAUCAAAGGAACCCAGAGCAUAGAAAGAAUGUAGAGUUUAUAGUGACUCAUUACGUUUCUAAACCAAUUCCUACAUCAAGGGAAAGAGAUAGAGUAGGUUUGGUAUAUUUCAAAGUAAUACCUAAAGAUAGAUCAACAAAGAUUAUAACUACUUUUGAAGCAGGUGCUUCUUUGGUAAUUAUUGGUCAUUUAACGGAAAAACCUCCAGAUCAAUAUAUUCAUUAUAAUUUUGAUGAUGAUUAUAUGAGAGAAAAUGGAAUGGCGUGGACACCAUUAAAAAAUACAGUUACGAUAGAUACAACAUUUGGAAAUUAUUCUAAAAUGAAAUUUUAA